AUAGAAUCGCUAUCAGUUUAUUGCUUGACUUUCUAUCAACCAACUUUCUUACUUCUUCUAACCCACUCACACAUUUUUGAAAACAACGACAACAUGAAAGUAUCAACAACUUGCACCUUACCUCCAUUGGCCGAUUUGCUCAAUCCUCCACGCAAACCCACAACCAUGCCACUUGAGGUCCACAGCUUGCUGCCACCUGUGUCAAGCCCACCAGCAUAUCAUCCAUACCACCAUCAUCACGCACCUACUAGCGCCGCUGCCUACCGCCCUUCGUACUCGCAGACACCUUUGAAAGCCAAGCGCAAACGCGCGUCACCUUCACAGCUUUCUGUCUUGAAUCACAUCUUUAGCCAAACCUACUUUCCCUCGACCGAGCUUCGCAUCGAGCUUGGUAAGCAGCUUGGCAUGAGUCCGCGGGCGGUCCAAAUCUGGUUCCAAAACAAGCGCCAGUCGUUGCGAACACGCGAACGACAACAGCAGCAACAACAGGUUAGAAAGCCUUCUUCCGCUAGUCCAACAUCGCCUUUGCACCACUUUCACCCCCAUCCUCAUCAGCAGCAUCAGCAGCAGCAGCAACAAUUGCACCCCUGCUACGGCUCACCAGCAUCAUCAACCGGUUCUACUCUCCCUCCAAUUUCUCCACCCUUGUCACCUCCUUCAUGGCAGCAUCAGCAACAGCACCACUACCACCACCAUAGUCAGCGGGAGCAGCAGUAUCACUACGAUUCCUGUUCUUCUUCUCGGCCCUCCCACAUCGCUUUGCCGCCCCUUCAGCUUCCUUCUACCCCAUCACAGUCGGCAUACCCUAGCCCCACAUCUAUCGAUUCGAUCAUCCUCCACUAAUCAUUAGAAUCUUAUUGAGCAGUGCCGAUUUCUUUAUCUUCCAAUCUUCUUCUCUAUUUGUCUUCGUUUUUGUGUAUAGUUUCUUUAUGUCCUUUUCAUUCAUUUUCUACUUUAUCUUUUGCUCGCCUGCAAAACAAAAAUCGUUAACCCUUACCCCGAAAAAAAGGAUUCCCCUUAUCUUUUUCUUCUAAUCCACUCCUCUUCUCCCCAAACCCGAUUCAACAAACAUACGUU
Molecule: messenger RNA, 1077 nt
Organism: Zychaea mexicana
Lineage: Eukaryota; Fungi; Mucoromycota; Mucoromycetes; Mucorales; Lichtheimiaceae
Exons: 1
Coding region: 94-843 (249 amino acids)
Biological process (GO): cell differentiation; regulation of transcription by RNA polymerase II
Molecular function (GO): RNA polymerase II cis-regulatory region sequence-specific DNA binding
Source: RefSeq, a predicted model, not a curated record